Messenger RNA from Odobenus rosmarus divergens (Pacific walrus), 3618 nucleotides. RefSeq names its product plexin domain containing 2 (gene PLXDC2). Lineage: Eukaryota; Metazoa; Chordata; Mammalia; Carnivora; Odobenidae. The coding region runs from base 145 to 1740 and encodes 531 amino acids. The transcript is spliced from 14 exons. The record is from RefSeq and is a predicted model, not a curated record.
AUCGAAAUUUACAAAGGCCUCCAGGUUCAGCCAAGACCGGUCCGCAGAGCUUUGCCCCAUCGUCCCCAUUCCCACCCGGAGCCCCGGAGCACAAGGCGCCUGGGAAGGACUGGAGGGGAGGGGGAGGGAGGUCGCGUCGGCGGCAUGGCGAGGUUCCCGAGGGCCGACCUGGCCGCUACAGGAGUUGUGUUACUUUGCCACUUUUUAAUGGACCGGUUUCAGUUCACUGAAGGGGAGCCUGGAAACCAAAUCAAUGAUGGGCAAUACCAAGUUGCUCAGGUCUUCCCGCAAGCAGAAGAGGAAAUGGAAGUGGACACACAUGCAUUCAGCCACCGGUGGAAAAGGAGCUUGGAUUCUCUCAAGGCAGCUGACUCUAACCGAGCAAGCAUGGGCCAAGACUCCCCAGAGCCCAGAGGUUUCACAGACCUGCUACUGGACGAUGGGCAGGACAACACCACGCAGAUUGAGGAGGACACAGAUCACAAUUACUAUAUAUCUCGGAUAUAUGGUCCAUCUGAUUCUGCCAGCCGGAGUUUGUGGGUGAACAUAGACCAGAUGGAAAAGGACAAAGUGAAGAUUCAUGGAAUAUUGUCCAAUACUCAUCGGCAAGCUGCAAGAGUGAAUCUGUCCUUCGAUUUUCCAUUUUAUGGCCAUUUCCUACGUGAAAUCACUGUGGCAACUGGGGGUUUCAUAUACACUGGAGAAGUUGUACAUCGAAUGCUUACAGCCACACAGUACAUAGCACCUUUAAUGGCAAAUUUCGAUCCCAGUGUAUCCAGAAAUUCAACAGUCAGAUAUUUUGAUAAUGGCACAGCACUUGUUGUCCAGUGGGACCACGUGCAUCUCCAGGAUAAUUACAACCUGGGAAGCUUCACAUUCCAGGCAACCCUCCUCAUGGAUGGACGCAUCAUCUUUGGAUACAAAGAAAUUCCUGUCUUGGUCACACAGAUAAGUUCGACCAAUCACCCAGUGAAAGUGGGGCUGUCUGAUGCCUUUGUUGUUGUCCACAGGAUCCAGCAAAUUCCCAAUGUUCGAAGAAGAACAAUUUAUGAAUACCACCGAGUAGAGCUACAAAUGUCAAAAAUUACCAAUAUUUCAGCUGUGGAGAUGACCCCAUUACCUACAUGCCUCCAGUUUAAUGGUUGUGGCCCCUGUGUAUCCUCUCAGAUUGGCUUCAACUGCAGCUGGUGUAGUAAACUUCAAAGAUGUUCCAGUGGAUUUGAUCGCCAUCGGCAGGACUGGGUGGACAGUGGAUGCCCUGAAGAGGUACAUUCCAAAGAGAAGAUGUGUGAGAACACAGAGCCAAUGGAAAGUUCUUCUCAAACCACCACAACUGUACAAGCAACAACCACAAAAUUCAGGGUCCUAACGACCACCAGAAGAGCAGUGACAUCCCAGGUGCCCACCAGCCUGCCCACAGAAGAUGAUACGAAGAUAGCACUACAUCUAAAAGAUAAUGGAGCUUCUACAGAUGACAGUGCAGCCGAGAAGAAAGGGGGCACCCUUCAUGCUGGCCUCAUUGUUGGAAUUCUCAUCCUGGUCCUCAUUAUAGUAGCAGCCAUUCUCGUGACCGUCUAUAUGUAUCAUCAUCCAACGUCAGCAGCCAGCAUUUUCUUUAUUGAGAGACGCCCAAGCAGAUGGCCUGCAAUGAAGUUUCGAAGAGGCUCUGGUCAUCCUGCCUAUGCCGAAGUUGAACCAGUUGGAGAGAAAGAAGGUUUCAUUGUAUCAGAGCAGUGCUAAAAUUUCUAGGACAGAACAGCACCAGUGCUGGCUUACAGGUGUUAAGACUAAAAAUUUGCCUAUACCUUUAAGACACACACACACACACACACACACACACACACACACGCACACACACGAAGGAGCCCUAAGCUGCUGUAGCCUGAAGGAGAUGAGAUUUCUGGACAAGCCCAGCCCUGGAAGGGUAAAAGAGAAACUAAAACUCAUCCAAGGUACCACUGACCAUUGAACAUAGAAUUCCCUAGUGGAAUACCAUUUUAUAGUUCACUCAGAACAUCUCCUGUGGACUUAUCAGAAGUAUGACAAGAUGACAGUGCUAUUGGCUUAGGUGCAGGGUUGCAAAGGGAUAGAGAGCAAACAAUAAUAAUAAAGCUUUAGUUCAUGAGGGAUCUAUGCCUUUGGUUCAAAUAUUCUUCUCUGAUGUCUCAAAGAUAACUGUGUUCCAAAGCCUGAAUCUUUUCUCUCAAAAGAGCAAUGAUGAAUGUUUCAAGAUUGCUAAGAAAAACAGCUCAUGCAGGAGCAAAAAACAAACCUAAAAUAAGAGGGUUUUCUCUCUUUCCACCAGACAUGUGGCAAAAGGAUUUUAUUUUUCUGGUCUAGAUCCACUUGUUCCGACAAGUUCAUUAUCCUACAGAAUAAUCUUUUAUCUGUGCCUCCUUCUCCCUUGUUAAUGAGUGUCCUUCCUAUGGGCUGUGGCAGAAUUACCACACUCUUGGCUAAGGAUUAGGAGAGAGGGAGAGGCAAAGGAGAGUUUCAGUUCUCUUGCCUCAGAUAAAACAGUUCAUUUUUUUUUUUAAGAUACAUUGCCUCCGUUUUCCCAACCAUGAAAUCCUAUGAAGCCACAGUUGCUCUUGGCUGAAGGAAACAAUACAAAGAGUCCCUUAAUCGUUUUUGAAGCAAAAACAUUAAGGGAGUCUAAACAUAUGUAGGGGGAGGGUUUUGGGGUGUUUUUUUUCCUUUUUACUUUGUGCUAUUUCAGUACUUAAGGCCCAUGUCAUUGUCAAUUCCUGUCUAAGAAGCCAUUCAAGUCAGCAUAUCCCUGGUGAUAAAAAAGGAGGAAAGAACCCUGCUGAAUCAUACAGUAAUUUUCUUUAAAGCACAUAGUAGUUACAUAAAUAUAUAUAUAAAUAUAUUUUUGUUUAUAACUAACACAAGGCAGGCUCUUGUGACUCAAAGAGUGCAUUUGUCAUCAAGACAAAACAAAUGCAAGAUGCAUUACUGCAUACUUCCAUAGAGUUGUAAAAUAAUCCUUAAUAUUAGAAUAUUUUUAUGUCCCUUAGCAAAAGUGGCUCAAUUAGUCACAGUGCCGAUCAUUUUCCUGCCUAUUUGAGCCACUCUUUCAUUCCUAUCAACCCCUUCCCUCCCUGGCUAAAUAAAGCAGAUGCAAAAUGCUCCUUAGAUGGAUCUGUCAUUUUGCCUUGUAAUCACAAUCCAGAUUUCGAAACUUCUCCACAAAUGAGGAAAGGAAAGGCAUGGCUUGAGGAGGAAAGUGGUUAAUACGUAUACUGAGCUCCCAACGUUUAAAUUCAGGUCCUGUGUGUACAAGUUCAUCAACAUCUCGACCCAUGAAACUGACAUCCUGUGCCCAGAUGCUGUAGAUUCUCCUAGGGCACAGUGUCCAACAUUUGCAGAUUCAGGUAUCAGGAAGCAGAGAUGUCUUAUAAGCAGCACUUUACUAACAGCUUAGCAUCUGUACACAGUGUCUACAUUGAACAACAUCAGUCUACUAACAGAGUAUCCUAUGUUAUCUUCACAGUUGUCUGACGUAAACUAGUACCGUCUUCAAUCACGUAUAUUUUGCUUUACAUUUUUAAAUACCUGAUGAGGUUAGUAAUUUUUUCCUAACCUACUUAGUUAAUAAUUGAAAAAAAAAAAAAA